Molecule: messenger RNA, 2035 nt
Organism: Neofelis nebulosa (Clouded leopard)
Lineage: Eukaryota; Metazoa; Chordata; Mammalia; Carnivora; Felidae
Gene: AFP
Product: alpha fetoprotein
Exons: 15
Coding region: 48-1877 (609 amino acids)
Biological process (GO): transport
Cellular component (GO): blood microparticle; cytoplasm
Molecular function (GO): zinc ion binding; fatty acid binding
Source: RefSeq, a predicted model, not a curated record
UCAAUACUCUCCCCCCAUCAUUGCCAACGAAAAAAUAACUAACAACCAUGAAGUGGGUCAUAUCAAUUUUUUUAACUUUCCUACUAAAUUUUUCUGAACCCCGAACAAUGCACAGAAAUGCAUAUGGAAUAGCUUCCAUAUUGGAUUCUUCCCAAUGUUCUGCAGAGAUGAAUUUCGUUGACCUAGCUACCAUAUUUUUUGCUCAGUUUGUUCAAGAAGCCACUUACAAAGAAGUAAGCAAAAUGGUGAAAGAUAUACUGACUGUAAUUGAGAAAUCCACGGGCAGUGAGCAGCCUGUAGGGUGUUUAGAAAAUCAGCUAUCUGCCUUUCUGGACGAAAUUUGCCAUGAGAAGGAAAUUUCUGAAAAGUAUGGACUCUCAGAUUGUUGCAGCCAAAGUGAAGAGGAAAGACAUAGCUGUUUACUGGCACACAAAAAGGCUACUCCGUCAUCCAUCCCACCCUUCCAAGUUCCAGAACCUGUCACCAGUUGUAAAGCAUAUGAAGAAAACAGGGACAUGUUCCUGAACAGGUACAUCUAUGAGAUAGCAAGAAGGCACCCCUUUCUGUAUGCACCCACAAUUCUUUCUUUGGCUACCCACUAUGGCAAAAUAAUUCCACCUUGCUGCAAAACUGAAAAUGCAGUCGAAUGCUUCCAAACAAAGACAGCCCUGAUUACAAAAGAAUUAAGAGAAAGCAGUUUGUUAAAUCAACAUAUAUGUGCAGUGAUGAGAAAUUUUGGACCCCGAACCUUCCGAGCCAUAACUGUUACUAAAUUGAGUCAAAAGUUUUCCAAAGCGAAUUUUACCGAAAUUCAGAAACUGGUCCUGGAUGUGGCCCACAUACAUGAGGAAUGUUGCAGAGGAAACGUGCUGGAGUGUCUGCAGGAUGGGGAAAAAGUUAUGUCCUACCUAUGUUCUCGGCAAGAUAUUCUGUCAAGCAAAAUAGCAGAAUGCUGCAAAUUGCCCAUACUUGAACUUGGUCAAUGCAUAAUUCAUGCAGAAAAUGAUGAUACACCUGAAGGAUUAUCUCCGAAUCUAAAUAGAUUUUUAGGAGAGAGAGAUUUCAACCAAUUUUCUUCAAGGGAAAAAGAUCUUUUCAUGGCAAGAUUUACCUAUGAAUAUUCCAGAAGACAUACUAAACUUGCUGUCCCAGUAAUUCUAAGAGUGGCUAAAGGAUACCAGGAGUUAUUGGAGAAGUGUUCCCAGUCUGAAAACCCUCUUGAAUGCCAGGAUAAAGGGGAAGAAGAAUUGGAGAAAUAUAUCCAGGAAAGUCAAGCGUUGGCAAAGCGAAGCUGUGGCCUCUUCCAGAAACUAGGAGAAUAUUACUUACAAAAUGCGUUUCUUGUUGCUUACACAAAGAAAGCCCCUCAGCUGACCCCACCUGAGCUGAUGGCCUUCACUAGGAAAAUGGCAACCGCAGCAGCCACUUGUUGCCAACUCAGUGAGGACAAGCAAUUGGCCUGUGGUGAGGGAGCGGCUGAUCUUAUUAUUGGACAAUUAUGCAUCAGGCAUGAAGAGACUCCUGUAAACCCCGGUGUUGGCCUGUGCUGCACUUCUUCGUAUGCCAACAGGAGGCCGUGUUUCAGCAGCUUAGUGGUGGAUGAAACAUAUGUCCCUUUGCCAUUCUCUGCUGACAGAUUCAUCUUCCAUAAGGAUCUGUGCCGAGCUCAGGGUGUAGCACUGCAAACAAUGAAGCAGCAAUUUCUCAUUAACCUUGUGAAGCAAAAGCCUCAAAUAACAGAAGAACAACUUGAGGCUGUCAUUGCAGAUUUCUCUGGUCUACUGGAAAAGUGCUGCCAAGGCCAAGAGCAGGAAGCCUGCUUUGCAGAAGAGGGUCCAAAACUGAUUUCAAAAACCCGUGCUGCCUUGGGAGUUUAAAUUACUGCAGGGGGAAGAAGAAGACAAAAUAAGUCUUCAUGGUUUGGUGUGCAUCUUUUCCUUUAAUUCUAACUGAGAUAGUGCUUUUUGUGAAUUAAUGAAAUAACGACUUUAUUAUGAGAUUUCUCUGUCAUAUAAAUAAAGUAUCUCCAAAUGUU